AUGGCACCUUCGGAUUCUUCCCCGACGAAGCCGGAGAUUGUUUUAGGUAACGAAAAAUCUCAGAACGAGAUUGUUGAUGCUGUAGGGAUUCAAAAACAAUUUGAGAAUGAUAAGAAUGCAAAGCCAUCAUCAUCACACAAUGCAGGCAGUUUCUACAUGCCUGGAAUGAAUACACUUUGCUGCGGUCCUGAAGAUUACGAAUACUAUCUACGGGAAAUGUGCGGUCCUGAAUAUUACGAAUACUAUCUACGGGAAAAGGGACGCGAGAGUCCUCCUUCUGAAGAAUGUUAUGAGGACAUGUAUGCGGAGGUAGCUAUGGAAAGGCCCUGUGAUCACCAUGUCAACAACAAUGGUGUUUCUCUAGUGGAGGUUUGUGAUGAAAACAGCCAUGUCGAUGGUGGAGAUAACAACGGGGUGGCUGAGUCCACUCGCGUAAUCUAUGUCCCAUAUCUAAAGGUAGGUUUAGUGAUUGGUGCUGUGGCGACUUUACGGUAUCUUCAGCCUCAUUUUGGUGACCGAAUCCGUAUUUUGAAGGAUUCAGAGGCUAAUACGCAAAGAGCAGUGGAGAUAACUGGAAGUAUUGCACAGAUAGAUUUUGCUGAGCAGCUUAUCGACGCAGUUAUAGCAGAGGAGAAUCAAGAGGAACCCAUGGAAGAAGAAACUGAGAAACCAUUAGCUCGGAAAGAUGGUGAAGCUCUUGUUGAGGAAGUUCAUGCUGAACAGUCCUAA
Molecule: messenger RNA, 729 nt
Organism: Microthlaspi erraticum
Lineage: Eukaryota; Viridiplantae; Streptophyta; Magnoliopsida; Brassicales; Brassicaceae
Source: the annotation of a GenBank genome assembly